AUGAAAGUUUUCAGAAAUUUAUUUCUCUUCAUAUCAUUUUUCGCAUGUUGUGCUGCGUUCUGUAAUUCAGACUCAAAGAAUAUUGAAGUUAAAUUAAAGAAUGAUCUUUUGUGUCACUAUGUUGCUGAAGAGAGGCCUAAGCAAUUGGAUGUACCUAUCGAGCUUAAUUAUGGUGUUAGGAGUUUUACUUAUGAAGAAACAACAUCAAGAAUAUCAGUCGAGGCUCGAAUUCUCCAUCGAUGGGACGAUUUACGAUUGAGAUGGGAGGAAAACGACUAUGCAGGCAUUAAAAUGUUUCAUAUAAGUUCUGAUAAAAUUUGGAUUCCGAAACUUUUUAUCAACAAUUCAUUUCAUCAUUACGGCUUGGGUGAUUGUCAUCCAACAGAAUGUUUAGUCAAAUCAAGUGGACAAAUUGGAUGCUGGAUUCCAUGUACACAAGAAUUAGAUUGUAUUGCAGACUAUGAAAAGUGGCCAUUUGAUAAACACAUUUGUCGAGUAUCCUUUAAGACCUUCUACACAUAUGAAAAUGUCACAUUUGAUGCAAACGAAGUGGGUGGACAGGUUGUGAUGAAUACAAACAAUGAAUGGAAGCUUGUCUCCAUGACUGGAUUGAUAGAUACAAAAAAUAAAUAUGUUGUGCAUUUUUUUAUCUCCAUCGAGCGCUACAGCGGAAUGAUUUACAAGCACGUCAUAAUUCCAAUUUAUUGCCUUAUUGCAUUUACACUCGCCAUUUUAUGGAUAAAGCCUGAAAGCUUUUGGCGUUUAAUUUUGUGCGGAUUCAAUAUUUAUUUACAUUUCAGCUUGAUGGAUAGAGUCUGGUGGCAAUUUCCGUCAAAUGGAGCAUCAAAAAGUGUACCAAAAAUACUUAAAUCCAUGACAUUUAUGUUGAUUCUUUCAACCAUAAUUCUAAUUGAGUCAAUAAUUGUAAAAGCUGUUUCAAUUCGCUGCACAGUGCCUCCUUUGUGGACGCAGAAGAUUGUAAACAUUUCCGACAGUAAUUCAAUCAUCAAAUAUGUAAUUCUAUCUCCGACAGAUUUGAGGGAAAAUGCAAAAAGCGACGAAAAUUUCUCGACAACCGAGGAAGCAAAUAAGAAAUGUGAAAGGGACGUGAUGAAAUCUUUGAAUCGAAUUAUUGAUCGAUCUUUAUUUCUUCUUUUGUGCAUCGUUUUCAUUUUCUAUAAAAUUGUUUAA
Molecule: messenger RNA, 1191 nt
Organism: Chironomus riparius
Lineage: Eukaryota; Metazoa; Arthropoda; Insecta; Diptera; Chironomidae
Source: the annotation of a GenBank genome assembly